This is a messenger RNA of Gambusia affinis (western mosquitofish), 1269 nucleotides long. Its product is annotated as transmembrane protein 176B-like. The transcript has 7 exons. NCBI's taxonomy places the organism in Eukaryota, Metazoa, Chordata, Actinopteri, Cyprinodontiformes, Poeciliidae. Gene Ontology annotation, cellular component: membrane. The record is from RefSeq and is a predicted model, not a curated record. Bases 162 to 902 code for a protein of 246 amino acids.
UACUUUGUUUAUUUCUUUCUUCCCGUAACAGCUGGCAUGCGUUUCUCGGCAUAACACCGUUCCCGUUUUUUGCGCUUCCGGGACAGAUUGCUCAGUACCUGAACCUGAGGUUUUGUUUGUCAGUUUGCUUCCGGAUCUAACAGCUUUCAGGACCAGGAAGGAUGUCUGUGACCAUGAGCAGGACCGACGGGGUCACCGUGUUCACUCUGACCUCUGACCCUGACAGUCGCUGGCCUCCGCUGUGCCAGAUCCUGAAGAGUCUUUGCUACAGCCCGGUGUGCUGCUCCGCGUCCCAGCAGCUGAGGGCCGUCCUGAAGACGCCUCUGUCUGUCCUCGCGGCCAUCCACAUGAUGAUCGGGCUGCUUAACAUUGGCCUCGGCGCCAUCUACCACAUGUCUUACAGUACUCCUUACUUUUUCUCGUUCCGUUAUUUUCCCUACUGGAUGGGAUCUCUGUUCAUUGUGUUUGGCAUCAUGUGCAUUUUAUCUGAGAAGUAUCCAAGUCCAUGUCUGAUCAUCCUCAAUGUGUUUGUCAACCUGGUUGGUGCUGUUCUUGCCAUUACUGCCAUCGUGUUCUGCAGUUUAUUGGAGGGAGACGUAUAUGUGUGGCUUUCCUGUGAUGAGAGGCGUUACUACGACUACUACUCUUACAGACGCACCACGCCAAGUCCUUACAUUAAGGAGAAGUGCUUGGAGAGCAAAGCAAUGAUUGAGAUGCUUCUGAGGAGCAUUCUUGGGGUUCUGCUUGUCCUGGCGGUGGUGGAGCUCUGCGUCGCCAUCAGCUCCGCCGUGUUGGGGAUCAAAGCUCUGAGACGCACCAGCAGCAAACCAAACAAGACCUCUGAUGAGUCGGAGUAUUUCAAACCGCUGCUGGAGGAAGUCACCACCGAGCCUGCAGUCUGAACGUCUUUCACUUCCUGUAAAGAUUAAUCCUGCACUUUAUCCCACUCAAAGGGUUAAUAUCUACAUUAAUCAUCUACUUAUAAGAAGCUUAUGGGUUUUUUAAAAUACAGCUUACAAUCAGUUUAUUACUACCUAUAAUAAUACUAACACAUUAAAUGAAUUUCUAUUUUUAAUAAAUUUGUAAAAAUUUCAAAACCAAAUUGUUGUAAUGAAGUAUUUGAAUUGUGUUGAUGGAGAUUAAUACAAUUUUAAAUCAGGCUGAAACAUAAAAAAGUAAAAGUGAAAACAUCCUGGAUUUUUGUGUUGUUAAUCAGAACUGUGUACGCGCUGCAUUUCUCUUUCUGUAAGUAAAAGAUUUGAAACACCA